AUGGGCUCACUGCCUUACGCGACAGGGAAAGAUAAACGGCUCUCUCGCACUAAGCCACAGCCAACAUGCGUCUCAUCGCCCUCGCCCUCGUGCCCAUGGUGGCGGCCGCUUGCAACCGCGAUGCGCCAAGGCGGCCUCACCUGGUCGUCAGCCACGCGCAUGAACCAGAUCCAGUGUGUGGGCUCUAACAACAGUUACCACCUGCAGCCGUCGCCCGAGGAGCUGGUGACUAUCGAGCAGUUCAUUCCGGGCUCCUCGCGGGACUUGAAAUACUCGCAAGCGGCCCUCGACAUUCAGCUCAAUUAUCAGUCGAUCCGCAGCCUCGAGCUCGACGUGUUCGCCGACCCCAAGGGCGGGCACUACGCCAAGCCGCUGAUCCGCAAGCUGGCCAACCUUCCCUACGACCAAGACCCCCGCUGGCGCGAGCGCGGGACCAAGGUGCUUCACAUAGCCGACGGCGACGUCCACACGACGUGUGUCACGCUGAAGCACUGCCUCGAGCUCGUCAAGAGCUGGAGCGACGCCCACCGCGCUCACAUUCCCCUGCCCAUCUUGAUCGAGUUCAACGAGUCGGACCCGGGGCUCGUGCUCCUCGGCGGCGCCAAGGCCAUCCCCUGGAAUGACGAGAAGCUGCUCGCGGGCCUCGAUGCCGAGAUCCGCGCCAUCUUCCCCGCCGACCGCCUCAUCGUGCCCGACGACCUGCGCCGCGGCGUCCCCACCAACCUGACGCUCGAGGACGCCGUGCUGGAGCGCGGCUGGCCCGACCUCGACUCGGCCCGCGGCCGCGUCUUCUUCCUCAUGGACAACGGGCCCGGCGACGCCGACUGCGCCUUCCGCAAGCUCAACAACCCCACGGGCGCCGCCAACACGGCCGCGAUCCAGCGCGCCGUCCAGCUCAACUACUGGGUCCGCACGCGCGCCGACGUGCCCCUCGAGACCCUCUUCAGCAACGACACCACGGGCAUGCGCGACGCGGCCCUGGCGAGCGGCGCCCAGGUCGUGAGCACCGACUUUCAGCAGUACGGCAUGUCCAGCCCCUCGGGGGUCGACUAUGCCGUCAGGCUCGAGGGCGGCCGGGCCGCGCGGUGCAAUCCCGUCGUGGGCCACCAGUGCGUCGUCGACAAGUUGGAGCCCGAGUCGCCUCAGUACGAACGGCGUCAAAAAGCCCGCUGCGAGCAAUAUGUUCCAAAGCGCCUGCACGCAAAUGUGUUAUGGCCAGUGAUUGGCAUAUUCAAGUCACCCAGUGCCUUGACUUCUUAUCUUUGCAGAAGGUAG
Molecule: messenger RNA, 1275 nt
Organism: Verticillium alfalfae VaMs.102
Lineage: Eukaryota; Fungi; Ascomycota; Sordariomycetes; Glomerellales; Plectosphaerellaceae
Product: acid phosphatase
Exons: 5
Coding region: 1-1275 (424 amino acids)
Biological process (GO): lipid metabolic process
Molecular function (GO): phosphoric diester hydrolase activity
Source: RefSeq, a predicted model, not a curated record